Panicum virgatum (switchgrass) is the source of this 1882-nucleotide messenger RNA. RefSeq names its product GDSL esterase/lipase At5g55050-like. The record is from RefSeq and is a predicted model, not a curated record. The transcript is spliced from 4 exons. Gene Ontology annotation, molecular function: hydrolase activity, acting on ester bonds. NCBI's taxonomy places the organism in Eukaryota, Viridiplantae, Streptophyta, Magnoliopsida, Poales, Poaceae. The coding region runs from base 591 to 1742 and encodes 383 amino acids.
GCCAUGGCCCGUCCUUGGAAAUUAAUUUUCAGGGGCGGGUCUUUUAUCCGCCCCUGAAAAACUUGAUUUGUAGCUGCGGGAGACAGCUACGGGUGGCGUCCCCGCUCUUACAAAUCCCAUUCUACCUGCCCCUAAAAAGCUUUUCUGCAGUAGUGAAUAUAUAAGAGUCAAGUUACAUUGUGAAAAGACCGCUAGGGUCACGAUUGGUUACCACCCCUAAUAAGACAGAUGCAAAACCAGUUGACAACUCCAUCGUCUAAUUUGCUACUCGCAGCAUCUGCUUUAUUUGCCAAGUCCAUACUCAACCUAGCACGUGCUUUCUCAACAAUUAUGAGCCGCCGAACCCCCGCAUUUCUGCCAAGAGAUGCAAAGCGUGUUCCAUAUAGCCCGUGAUCAAUGGCUGCGGGGAGAGGGGGGAACGAACGCGUGUCCAUGCUCUUGCUUCUUGCAGGUGGAACCCUGACUUUCAAGCACUUCGGGGAUAAGAUCAGAAGCCUUCCAGAUUUGGGAGAGGAUUGCUGGAUCUUUGCGUUUAUGAAGUAUAAAUAGAGCUGCCAGAGGCAGGCCAGCCCUCGAUCACAGUCAUCCAAAUGGGGUUCCUCCUCAUGGUGGUGCGGUACUUAGUAGCCAUGAAAAGUAGCAGCGUUCUCGCCACCAUCGCAAUGGUAAUGAUAUCGACCCAAGCUGCAGGGCAGCCUGCGGCAGCACCGCCAGCGAUCUUCGUGUUCGGGGAUGGGGCGCUGGAUGUCGGCAACAACAAUGACUUGACUGGUGGGGAGAUUGGGGACCCUUCCCGCGCCAACCAUCCUUACUACGGCAUCGACUACCCCGGAGGCCAGCCCACCGGACGGUUCAGCAACGGAUACAACAUUGCCGACUUCAUCGCAAAGGGCCUGGGAUUCGAGAUGAGCUCGCUGGCUUACCCGUCGCUUCCUGAUCGCAGCCCGGACAAAAUGGAGGGUUUCACCGGAGUCAACUAUGCCUCUGCCAACGCCGGGAUUCAGGACUCCACCUACGCAAACACGACCAUUCCAUUGUCGACGCAAGUGGAAAACUUCGGGGAAACAAGAGACCGGCUGAAGGCCCUGCUCGGCGGCCGCAAGCCUCUAAGCAUGUUCUUGUCGAAAUCCUUGUUCCUGAUCGGGCUGGGCACCGGGAUGGACCUCAUCCCGGACAGCAACCCCUUCGCCUCGCUCUUCCCACCAAAGGACGACAACAAAACCCAGGUGCAGCGCCUCACGGAGUUGUUGGGGACAACCAUCACAACGAUGCACGGCAUGGGCGCGAGGAAAUUCGGGAUCAUCAAUGUUGGGCUCAUCGGUUGCACGCCGGCCGUGCAGUCCAUCUCUGGCGGCCUCGGCGGUGACGGUCCAUGCGACGAUGACCUGAACAGGCUCGCCGCCGAGUUCAACUCUGCGCUCGGGACACUCCUGCCUGACCUGGCCAGCAAACUCCAUGGCUUCCGCUACUCGCUCGCCGACUUCUACGGCUUCUCGAACGCAACCUUCACGAACCCAUCAGCCUCCGGAUUUGUGAACACCAUCAGCGCCUGCUGCCCAGGGCCCUGUGGUCCUCCCAGUCCUUACGUCGGGGAACCAUGCUCCAACCGUGCGGAGUACUGGUUCUGGGAUUAUGGGUACACAACGGAGAAGGCCGCUAAGCUAGCCGCUGCCGCAUUUUACAGUGGCAAGAGGUUCGCCAUGCCUGUUAACUUCAAGCGAUUGAUCGCGAUGAAAGGAUGAAUAAUGUCUUAGGAUUUAUUGGGUUGUAUGGUGCUUGCACUUGUUUUUUAGAUUAAGGAUAAAAUCCAGCCUUUUAUAUCCACAUUGGUGCUUGCACUUGUAGCUGGUUAUGGUACGUUAUUGGGUGAUGCAUGCGACUC